Molecule: messenger RNA, 666 nt
Organism: Candidula unifasciata
Lineage: Eukaryota; Metazoa; Mollusca; Gastropoda; Stylommatophora; Geomitridae
Source: the annotation of a GenBank genome assembly
AUGGCCUCUAAGUGGGAACGAAGAUGUAAGCCCUGGUUAAACGAAGACGGAAGUCUCUACAGCAGAACCGACGUUGCUCCUGCUCCCAGCAAGGAUUUUCUACAGCUUUUCGUAACAGCAAAUGAGGUUAUUUUCAGAGUAUGGAAGAUCAUUCCACCUACACGAGCUGAUGCGGUACAACAGCCAUCACAAACAGUAUGCACCUACAGUGAAUUCAUAGAUGAUGAAAGAUUGAGGGCAACAAUUGCCAGAAACUUUGGAGAACAUGAAUUACAAUACCUUGAUCGUCUGGUUGCUGGUCAAAUUGACUACUUGUGCAGGUUACCAAGGAAAAUUCUUUUACGGAUUAUAUUUAACCUUGACCUUGUUUCCAUUGCAAAACUGUCUCAGACUAACAGACUGUUCAGAGAGCUUUGCUCAUGUGAUGCAUUGUGGUCUAAACUCUACCUACAACACACAACACAGCCAAUCACCCCAGACCUACUGAUGCUGUCAGACCAAAAGGGAUGGAAGGAGUUAUUUUUCACAAACAAGCUUCAGUUGCAGAUGAUGCUGAAAAGACAAGCAGAGAAGCAACCAAGAGAUAAAAGGUUUGCAUUUGCAGAAAAAUUUUCAAAAGGGGGAGCCUCAAAGGGGGGAUCUUCAAAAGGGGCAUCUAAUCACUAG